This is a messenger RNA of Myxocyprinus asiaticus (Chinese sucker), 3852 nucleotides long. Its product is annotated as collagen alpha-1(XIII) chain-like. The record is from RefSeq and is a predicted model, not a curated record. Lineage: Eukaryota; Metazoa; Chordata; Actinopteri; Cypriniformes; Catostomidae. The transcript is spliced from 41 exons. Bases 334 to 2475 code for a protein of 713 amino acids.
CUUCUGUGCCGUAAGUAGUGUGUGUCAGGUUUCAUUCUGAGAGAGAUUCAAGCGCGCAGCAGUCAGAGAAACCCGUCAAAUGGCACGACUCAUCCGCACGGACUCCCAAUAGAGCCGGACCUUACUGAACCACAAUCUCCAUGCACUUGAAUCAGCAGCAUGCCUCCGUUGAGGUCGCUUUGAAGAUUGAUAUAAUCAGAUGAAAAAAGGGUUAUGCGUCAGUGAAUUACCUGAAAGGAGAACUUUUAAUCGCUUUUUUGAACCCAGACCCUGCUCAGCCUGAUAAAGUAGUGGAUAAAUAUUAAAUAGCCUAUAUAAGAUAGUUUAACAGACAUGGAGGACACGAAAUUGAGAGUAUCACCACAGUCCACCCAUGACAGGACUUCUGUGGAGCAUCCUUACCAAAAGCACCUUUGGACAAACUGGAAGGACAUGUAUAGUAAAUGCGUGUACACCGCACUGUGUUUGAUCUCGUUUGGAGUUUGCGUGUUGCUUUACCUGAGGACGUCGGAUCUGCAGUCCAGAGUGCUCAGUUUGGAAAAAGACAGAGAUCCCCGAAUCUCGAGUUGGAUCUCUUUAGAACAGGUGGAGCCCGUUCUCUGGAGUCGACUCGAUCAGAUUUUAGAGGAGAAAUUAGCAGCACGUCUUCCGAAGAUUCGGGCAGCGCGGGAUGCUCCUCACAGCUGUCUCUGUCCACCAGGACCUCCCGUAAGUAGACGUGAUGCCUUUGUUGACUGGAUUGUGGGAGACAAAGGAUCAAUGGGUAUUCCUGGAAGAAUGGGCUUAAAGGGAAACUCGGGGGAGAAGGGAGCACCAGGGGAGCCAGGUCUAUCUAUCAUUGGCCCACGAGGACCUCCUGGGCAGCCCGGUACUAGAGGAUUUCCAGGCUUUCCGGGUCCAAUCGGCUUGGAUGGGAAACCCGGACAGAAUGGUCCAAAAGGUGAUAUGGGUCCUCGUGGUCUAAAAGGAAUUCCAGGUGAAUCUGGUCCUAAAGGGGAGAAGGGUGUAUGUGGUGACUACACUCACAGGUUUAAGCAGGGGCUCCAACUGAAAACGCUGGCAGCUUUGCGCUCCAGUCAGGCUCUGAUGUUGAAGCAGGGUGAGCCCGGAGCACAGGGACCACCGGGGCCUCCUGGCCCCCCAGGGCCUCCAGGGAUUCCUGGCUUAACUGGUGCUAGUGGGCCCCCGGGUAAACCUGGAGAACCUGGUAAACCUGGUAAAGACCCAAGGAUGCUACCAGGGCUGAAGGGUGAACCUGGUGUUCCUGGACAAAAGGGUGACCAUGGUGAGACAGGCCCAAGUGGACCUGAAGGCCCUCAGGGUAUUAAAGGAGAUCAAGGGCUGAAGGGUGAGCCUGGUUUUCCAGGUGCCCCUGGACGAAAGGGUCAGGCAGGUGUUUCUGGUAUCCCUGGAAAGCGGGGCUACAAGGGAGAGAAAGGUGAGCCCAGUGCGGCAGGAAAUGGCAUUAAAGGUGAACCAGGUGCCCCAGGACUACCAGGAACAGCUGGACCCAAGGGUGAGAAAGGUGAUCAAGGCAUAAAGGGUGCACCUGGUCAGGAUGGCCCAUCUGGACCAAGGGGUCCACCAGGUCCAACAGGGGAGCCAGGAAAAACUUUAAUCAACAACAAUGAGAAUGAUAUUCGCAAUGUGCAUUCAAUGGGCCCUCCUGGUCUGCCUGGACCUCCUGGGCCUCCAGGCUUGAAGGGUGAUGUUGGACUUCCAGGUCCCCCUGGUAUUGAUGGGGAAAAGGGUCCAAGAGGAAAGCCAGGUGAGCAGGGACCCAUCGGCCCUCCUGGACCAGAGGGACCACGAGGAGAGGGAGGAGUCAUGGGCUUUCCAGGGCCAAAAGGAGACAAGGGAGAUAUGGGCCCCUCUGGAUCACCUGGUUUAGAUGGCCCUACUGGAGAAAAUGGGGUUUCAGGGCCAGCUGGCCCCAUUGGAUUGCCAGGCCCAAUGGGUCAGAAAGGUGAAGCUGGGGAGAAGGGAGACAAAGCAGAGCUGGUCUACGGGCCUGCUGGACCUCCAGGGCCUGCAGGGCCAGUUGGGCCAAUGGGACCUCCAGGUUUGUCAGGACCAAAGGGUGAGCCAGGUGUAGGCCUGAGAGGAGAAAAGGGAUCACCUGGACAGAAGGGAGACAAAGGAGACAGAGGCCAUCUUGGACUCCCUGGGGCUCAUGGUUUAGACGGCAGGCCUGGUCCAGUGGGUCUAAUUGGACCAGCUGGAGUUCCUGGGCCGGCAGGACCAAAAGGAGAAAGGGGGGAAAAAGGAGAUAUGGGAGUAGCAGGACCAAUUGGGCCUCAAGGCAUCCCUGGUUUAGUAGGACCAGCAGGAUUAAAAGGAAACCGGGGGGAGAGGGGAAAGAAAGGCAACAGGGGGGCCAAAGGGGAUAAGGGAGACCAAGGAGCCCCAGGAUUAGAUGCCCCGUGUCCGUUGGGCGAUGAUGGUCUGCCAGUACCAGGGUGUUGGAAUAAAUGAUGUUAAUUCCAGAAUGCCAUGUGUGAUUGUAAAUAGAAUAUUUAUUUUUGUACUAUUUUUUUUUUGUUUUGUUUUUUUGUCAUUGAUCCGUUAUAUUGAUGGAAAAGAAAAUACCAUAAACCAUAACAAAAUCCUGCUAGGACUUUUGUACAGAUUGUUUAUUUUUAUUAUUGGUAAUGUUGUUUAUGUAAUGGACUUUAUACUGUAACUAUGCAUUAUGUCAAAAUGUUUUGAUCAAGAAAUAUGCUGUGGCAGCAUAUGCAUGAUAUUUGUGCAUUAUGUUAACUGAUAAGUGCCUAUUAACUUAUUGUAUCAUGGUGUUUUAAUGUGUUGUUUAAAGACUAUGCUGCACUGAUUAGUGGAGCUGGAUUUGAAAUUGGCCUUGUGCGUUAAGAGGAAACCCUUUUGCUCGGAGAUUAACAUGGACAUUGUUGAAAAUCACACCAUACCUAAUGAUCUUACACUGUAACUGCAUAUGUUUACUAAAAAUUCAAAUGACUUAUUUCAAAGUCCAUACUAUAGAUGCAGUAUAAAUUAUCCAGACAUUUGAUUUCUAUAAUUUUCAGUGCAUACAUUAUAAGCAUUGGCACGGCAUUACUCGUUUAGUGAGCAUUUCAAUCUGUUUUCUGUCUAUAUUUGCCUUGAAAAUUGCCUUUUGUUUUUCCAAAAGAAACGAUCAAUCUGUCAGAAUUCCACAUGCAGUGCUUUUCCUUUAUGUGCUUUGUGUAAAUAUGUCAUAUAGACAAAAUAUUGCCCUUUGAGCAGCUAUUUUCUAUGUUUAUUCAUAUCUCUUACUUUUUAAUAGUAGAGAUCAUUUCAUUUGACAUUCUUGGGCAAUGAUUUUUAUUCUUGUAAUUUAUCUCAUACUAUAUUGCUGCUCACUCUCAAGCAAAUCUUUGUGUUUGUUAAAAAGCAUCUAUGCCCGAUUUUACCUCAGCUAUUAAGUACAUAUGAAGAAUGAAGCCAAUGAAGUUAGUAUUAUAAACAUGACAUUUUUCAUUAUAGUAUGUCUAAUUCCCAGGAAAUAUCAGGGUCAUAGAAGAAGGCCCUUAGUUAUGGUUUUGUUUGUUUUGUGUUCAUUCAGUGUUGAAGUCAUUAAAGUAAAGGAUUGUGUAGGAUUGCUGCUGCUUACCACAAAAAGCUAUGUUUGGGUUCUGUUUUGCUAGUUAAUAUUAAGUUAAGCAUGGUUUGUAAUCACCGGUCUCUAUAAACUCUUUAUCUGUCUGUAAUACCUCAUACUAAUAUGUGCCUUAAUGCUUUUACCCUUGCCAAAAUAGAUCUGAGACAUAUCAACAAUAAUGUCAAAGAAGCUAUACUGUCUACAUGAGGAUUAUAAGAAAAUAAAUGGCUGUGAAUAUUGUUUUCAGCCAAACUGUU